AUGUCUGGUAUCGCUUCCAAGCCUGUGACGCCACUCAUCAUUAACGGUGAGUCGGUUGUCACCGACAUCAAAUUCGAGGUCAUUGCGCCUGCUACUGGGGACUUGUCCGGCUACUGUGCGGGCGCCUCGGUUGACGAUGCGCAACGCGCUGUUGAUAUGGCACAGGCUGCGUUCCCGGCCUGGGCCAAGACGCAGGCAUAUGACCGACGCGAUAUCUUGCUGCGGGCUGCGGAGAUCAUGGAUUCACGCAAGGAGGAGCUGAUUGCGUACCAGCGCGAGGAAACCGGCGCGGGCCGGCCCUUCUGUGAACACACCUUCAACUUGGGCGUUAGCUUCAUUAAGGAUUUUGCGGGUCGUAUCUCGACUAUCGAGGGUAUCGUGCCCAAUGUCACUCGACAAGGUGAAGGCGCGAUGGUUUACAAGGAGCCAUAUGGUGUGGUUUUGUCAAUUGCGCCCUGGAACGCACCUUUUAUCCUCGGUACCCGUGCAGUAGCCCUGCCCCUUGCGGCUGGAAACACAGUCGUUCUCAAGGGCUCUGAGCUUUCACCUAAAUGCUUCUGGGCUCUGGGUGAUAUCUUCCGUCAAGCUGGUCUGCCAGCUGGAUGCUUGAAUGUCAUCUACCACCAGGUUGCCGAUGCCGCCGCAGUGACAAAUUCGCUGAUUGCUCACCCCGCCGUGCGCAAGGUUAACUUCACCGGUAGCACCAUGGUCGGCUCGAUUAUCGCAUCCACGGCGGGUAAAUAUAUUAAGCCUGUGCUUCUUGAGCUAGGUGGCAAGGCAUCAGCCAUUGUGCUGGAUGACGCGGAGUUGGAUAAGGCCGCGAUGAACUGCGCCGUUGGAUCGUUCAUGCACUCCGGUCAAAUCUGCAUGUCAACCGAGCGCAUCGUAGUCCAGCGCGGCAUCGCCGACGAAUUUAAGAUCAAACUCGCCGAAACAGCCGAGAAGCUUUUCGGCAAACAAGCACCCGCCCUGUGUCUCGUCAACGCCGCGGCCGUCGCAAAGAACAAGCGACUCGUCUCGGACGCCGUCUCUCGCGGCGCGAACGUUCUGUUCGGUGACGCCAAUGCCAACGAGGCCCUCAGCACCAACAUGCGGCCCGUCAUCGUCGCCGACGUCAGCAAGGAAAUGGACCUGUAUGCGACCGAAUCAUUCGGACCGACUGUCUCGCUGAUGGUCGUCGACACCGAGGAAGAAGCCGUGGCACUCGCCAACGACACCGAGUACGGCCUCACAGCUGCCGUCUUCACAGCCAACCUGUUCCGCGGGUUGCGCGUCGCAAAGCAAAUCGAGUCUGGUGCCGUCCACAUCAACGCGCUAACCGUUCACGACGAACCUGUGUUGCCCCACGGUGGAUGGAAGAGCAGUGGCUUCGGUCGCUUUGGUGGCGUUGGGGGUUAUGAUGAGUUCCUGCAGACCAAGACCGUGACUUGGACCGAGUAA
Molecule: messenger RNA, 1440 nt
Organism: Penicillium longicatenatum
Lineage: Eukaryota; Fungi; Ascomycota; Eurotiomycetes; Eurotiales; Aspergillaceae
Product: aldehyde dehydrogenase
Exons: 4
Coding region: 1-1440 (479 amino acids)
Molecular function (GO): succinate-semialdehyde dehydrogenase (NAD+) activity
Source: RefSeq, a predicted model, not a curated record